GACAUUCCCGAUCGCUUGUCCGCAAACGAUGCAUAUAUGUUCCCUGUGAUCGGGUCCGGGGUGCUUUUUGGACUGUACCUUGUGAUGAAGUAUCUUGGUACAGAAUGGAUCAACUGGCUACUGCAGUGGUACUUUACUCUUACGGGAGUCGGUAGUGUCAGCAAAGUACGCCUCGUGUUUAAACUUCGAGAAGACGCAGAUACUGUUCCGGAAAGGGCCAAGAGGUGUGUCUCAACAGAUUGGACCUGUUCGUCUGCGUCUUACAUUCGGGCAGAAAUUGCCUCCAUCUCAAUGAGGACCCCUUCCUGGUUUCUCCUCGUGGUCGCUACUCUGCCGUCCAUCUUGUACACUUUCGGGCCCAGUACCACGCGCAGGUCCGCCGUGUUGACGGAUAUCCUCGCAAUGUCAUUCUCCCAUAACGCGCUCUCGCUGCUCAAAAUCGACUCAUUCAAGACGGGCUGCGUUUUGCUUUCUGGUCUCUUCCUCUAUGACAUCUGGUGGGUCUUCGGAACGGAGGUGAUGGUGAAGGUUGCGACGAAUCUCGACGUACCCAUCAAGAUCGUUUGGGCUAAAUCGCUCACGUUCUCCACUGAACGUGGCUUCACGAUGCUAGGCUUAGGCGACAUCGUCGUUCCCGGCAUGUUUAUCGCACUAGCACUGCGCUAUGACCAUCACCGCUCGUCUCAAAAAGCGCCAGGCAGCGCAUAUGCGAAGCCUUACUUCACAGCCGCUGUGUUCGCAUAUGUCCUGGGGCUGGGAACUACCAUGUUCGUGAUGCACUACUUCAAGAAGGCACAGCCAGCGCUUCUUUACCUCAGUCCUGCAUGCAUUUUGUCUUUCUUGCUCACGUCGGCGAUCCGAGGCGAGUUCUCUGAAGCGUGGGCAUGGAGUGACGAUCCCGAGCAGAAACCCGAAGAUGCGAUCAUCAAAGUGCAUGGAAAUGGCACUGGCGAAGCGCCCUCUACAGCACAAAAGGGAUUUUCAACGCCCAAGCAAGUGCCUGCCGAUGCGUCGCAGGAAGAACACCUUCCCCAACCACUUCAUACUAACACCGAAGACGGCGAGGGUGAUGAGCAGGAUGACAAGGGGAGAAUGACACGCCGGAAGAAACACUAA
Molecule: messenger RNA, 1116 nt
Organism: Postia placenta MAD-698-R-SB12
Lineage: Eukaryota; Fungi; Basidiomycota; Agaricomycetes; Polyporales; Adustoporiaceae
Exons: 5
Biological process (GO): membrane protein proteolysis
Cellular component (GO): cytoplasmic side of endoplasmic reticulum membrane; lumenal side of endoplasmic reticulum membrane; membrane
Molecular function (GO): aspartic endopeptidase activity, intramembrane cleaving
Source: RefSeq, a predicted model, not a curated record